AUGGAACAAGUGUCUGGGGGGUCAGCAAGUGUAAAUCGAGUAGGUCAGAGGAAAUUCGAGAGGUACAAAACGAAGGAAAAAAAGAAAGGGGCAUGUUACGCAUGUGGUAGGGAGGGUCACUAUCGGAAAGAUCCUAAUUGUCCAGCAAAAGGUAAAAUAUGUAAUAAGUGUCAUAAAGAAGGACAUUUUGCACAAUGCUGUCAAACUAAGAAUGCAAAAGAAAAGACUGCAGACAGAAAAUCAGGUAAGAAGAAACUGUACGUCCGUUUGGUGGAUUCAGAUGAUGAGAAAAUAAAUACUACAGAGUCCAAAGCUUAUUUGUUUGCUAUAGGAGAAAAUGAGGUUGAUACUCGAGACAAUGAGAUUAUUGUAAACAUAGGAGGAAUAGACACACAUGUACUUGUAGAUUCAGGAGCUUCAGUGAAUGUCAUUGAUAGAGAGUUAUGGGAAAGUCUAAAAGCUGAAAACAUACAAUGCGACAUGCAUUUAACAAAGAAGAAAAUUUAUGCUUAUGGAAACCAGACUCCGCUAACAGUAGCAGGUUGUUUUGAAACAAAGGUUAAGACUACAAAGACAGAUAUUGACGCUAUAUUUUAUGUGGUUGAAGAAUCUGGUAAAGCGCUUCUAGGUAAAGAAACUGCUACCAAAUUGGGUAUACUGAAUAUUUGUAUUCCUACGCAAAGUGUCAGCAGCGUAUCCAUAGAAUUUGAUGAAAAUGCUUUAAUUACCAAAUACGCUGAUGUUUUUCAAGGCAUAGGGAAAUUGAAGUCCUUUCAGCUACAUGGACCGAUUGACGAGUCUGUAGAACCAGUCAUUCAGCCAGUAAGACGUGUUCCGUAUCACUUGCGAGAGAAGUUUGAAAAAAAGUUGUCAGACUUAGUGUGUGAUGACAUCAUAGAGAAGGUUAACGAACCAAGUAAGUGGAUUUCACCUGUUGUAAUUGUACCGAAGCCCAAUGGUGACAUAAGACUAUGCAUUGACAUGCGAAGAGCAAACUUAGCCGUUGUCCGUGAGAGGUAUCCUAUUCCUGUUAUAGAUGAAAUACUUCAGGAUCUGAAUCAGAGUCAGAUAUUCAGCAAACUUGAUAUUCGAUGGGCCUAUCACCAGAUUGAGCUGGCACCAGAGUCGAGGCAAAUUACCACUUUUAUGACACACAAAGGCAUGUUCCGUUAUAAACGUUUAAAUUUUGGCAUUAGCUGUGCACCGGAGAUGUACAAUAAAAUUAUACAACAAGUGUUUGAAGGAUGCAAAGGAGUCAAAAGUAUAUAUGCUGAUGUGGUUGUAUAUGGGGCCACUGAAAAGGAAGAUAAUGACAAUCUAGAACAAGUACAUGUACUUCAGAUUUUACGUGAAAGGGGAUUGACUCUGAACCAGGAUAAAUGCAUGUUCAACAUGAAGCAGAUCGAGUUUAUGGGACACGUAUUAUCGGCAAAAGGUAUUGGACUUAGUCAGUGCAAGCACGUACACCGCAAUCAGUUAGUGAAAAGUUUCAUGGGACUCGUGAACUUCAUGGGACUUGUGAACUUCAUGGGCCGAUUCAUCCCAAAUUUGGCAACUCUCAUGGAGCCUUUGAACCGUUUGACACGCAAAGAUACUAAGUUCAAAUGGAAAACGGAACAGGAAGAGUCAAAUGUCACAGAGGUGAAGAAAUUCCAGGAAAGGAAGGAAAUGAGUGAAAACCGUGUGUUUGAAAAUCAAAAUGUGUUGAAAUCAAGUGAAAUUGCAACAAGAAAUUCAAAUGUCAAUGAAAAUGGAAAUGUUGAUAUGUCAUAUGAGAAUGUCAGUUAUGGUGCAUAUAUGUCGAAUGAAUCUGAUAUUGAAUGGGAUAUUGAGGUUGAAUCUGAUAGAUCAGGAAGUGAUGCAAGAGUAAAGUUAGCAGAACAUUGA
Ostrea edulis (European flat oyster) is the source of this 1887-nucleotide messenger RNA. RefSeq lists its product as uncharacterized. Gene Ontology annotation, molecular function: aspartic-type endopeptidase activity; zinc ion binding; nucleic acid binding. The coding region runs from base 1 to 1887 and encodes 628 amino acids. The record is from RefSeq and is a predicted model, not a curated record. The transcript is spliced from 3 exons. Lineage: Eukaryota; Metazoa; Mollusca; Bivalvia; Ostreida; Ostreidae. Gene Ontology annotation, biological process: proteolysis.